AUGCUCAUCACCCGCGGAUUCUCCCUAACGAACUUCGUCAUCGCCAGCUCGGCCCUCUGCUUUCAAGUCUUCGUCCUUUAUCCCUGGCACCACAAGCUCGAGGACGACUUCAAGGAGCUCAAGAAGGAGCACUUGCGUCUGUUGCAGGAGAAUGAGGAUAGCCGGGUGAAAGAGCUGAAGAGUAUCAAGGAGCACCUCGGUCUUCUCCAUCAGAAGGCUCAAGUGUGA
This is a messenger RNA of Aspergillus fijiensis CBS 313.89, 228 nucleotides long. RefSeq lists its product as uncharacterized. NCBI's taxonomy places the organism in Eukaryota, Fungi, Ascomycota, Eurotiomycetes, Eurotiales, Aspergillaceae. The transcript has a single exon. The record is from RefSeq and is a predicted model, not a curated record. Bases 1 to 228 code for a protein of 75 amino acids.